Messenger RNA from Protobothrops mucrosquamatus (brown spotted pit viper), 2508 nucleotides. It is a transcript of the gene INPP5E, whose product is annotated as inositol polyphosphate-5-phosphatase E. The record is from RefSeq and is a predicted model, not a curated record. The transcript has 10 exons. The coding region runs from base 1 to 1749 and encodes 582 amino acids. Gene Ontology annotation, molecular function: inositol-polyphosphate 5-phosphatase activity. Gene Ontology annotation, biological process: phosphatidylinositol dephosphorylation. NCBI's taxonomy places the organism in Eukaryota, Metazoa, Chordata, Lepidosauria, Squamata, Viperidae.
AUGAAGCUCCCCUUUCCCAGUGAUCCUUUCAGACUGCAGUUAGGAGGAUCCCAAGCCCCAACUGGGCUCAGGUCAUUUACCCCAAAGCCUCCCCGUAAACCGAGGCUGGAGCGGACGUCGUCUCUGGAUGAGCUGAUCUGGCAGCGGCGGAGGAGGCCUUUCAGAAUGAAUCAGGAGAAUUCGCUUGACUCAACUGAGGGGGGGUCCUCCGAUGGGUCUUUCCAGGAAGACAGCCCCACCAAGCAGGAUGUCGUCUCCAGUGGCCACCACCACCCUCGACAGCCUCGGCACAACUUGCACCCGGGCUCCAACGGUCCCCCCAUCAGCCAAAGCAGACCCAGCCUUUCAGCUUCGCCCAGGAACUUGUCCCAGGUCUUGGCCUCCCGGCCUCCCCCUCCUCUGGAACUUGAAGGCUCCUUCCCUUCCCUGAGGACGAGUAAUAGGAUUGACCCAGAUUGUGCGGAGUACACGUUCGGCUCCCCGCGGGUGUUUCCAAGAGCGAGCAGCAGCUGGAGCGACACGCAGCUUCAGAGCCGUGGGAUGGCCUGCGAACACUGCUUGACUGCCUCCGCGAAAUCGACGUUCAGCCUGCUGGCCCCCAUCCGUGUCACCGAUGUGCGAAACAGAAGCUACUUGGAAGGCAGCCUUCUUGCUCGUGGUGCCCUCCUGGGAGCAGAAGAGCUGAACCGGUAUUUUCCUGAUCGCAGCAUUGGCAUCUUUGUAGCCACCUGGAACAUGCAGGGCCAGAAGGAACUUCCCGAGAUGCUGGACGACUUCCUGUUGCCCUCUGAGCCUGAUUACGCCCAGGACAUGUAUGUGAUAGGGAUCCAAGAAGGCUGUCCAGAUAGGCGAGAGUGGGAGAUUCGCCUGCAGGCCACGCUGGGCCCUCAGUACGUCAUGUCUUACGCAGCUGCUCACGGUGUCCUUUACCUGUCCUUCUUCUUGCGAAGGGAUCUCAUCUGGUUUUGCUCAGAGGUGGAAUGUGCCACGGUGACAACCCGUAUCGUGUCCCAGUUCAAAACCAAGGGUGCGCUAGGAAUUUGCUUCACUUUCUUUGGCACGUCCUUCCUUUUCAUCACUUCCCACUUCACCUCUGGAGAUGGCAAAGUCAACGAGAGGAUUCUGGAUUACAGCAAAACCAUCCAGGCUCUCUCGCUGCCCAGAAAUAUUCCAGACACCAACCCAUAUCGAUCCAGUCCCUCAGACGUCACCACCCGCUUCGACAACGUCUUCUGGUUCGGAGACUUCAACUUCCGCCUGAACGAGGACCGGGAGGUGGUAGAGCAGCUCCUCAGCCCUGGCCAGGAACUGGACCUGCCGGGACUGCUGCAGCACGAUCAGCUGCUGGAGGAAAUGCAGAGGGGUUCUAUAUUUAAGGGGUUCCAAGAGGCCCCCAUCUUCUUCCGUCCUUCCUACAAGUUUGAUGUUGGACAGGACACCUACGACACAACCUCCAAGCAGAGGACGCCUUCCUACACGGACCGGGUCAUCUACCGAAGCCGCCACCAGCAUGAAAUCCAUGCUGUGAAGUACUCGGCCUGCUUUGGGAUCAGAACGUCCGAUCACCGCCCUGUGUACGGGUUGUUCCGUGUCAAAGUGAGGCCCGGAAGGGACAACAUCCCGCUGGCUGCAGGCCUAUUUGAUCGAGAACUUUAUUUGAUUGGCAUAAAGAGACGGAUCACAAGGCAACCUCAGAAAAAACAAGCUCUAAAAAACCAGAAAUCCAGCACGAUCUGUUCCGUUUCCUGACCAAAGGCACCCAAGACCUACGAGGCAAGCGGAAGGACGGGCGGACGAGGCCUCCUUCGGCUCCUUCCGUGAAACCCGGCUGGAAGGGCUCCAGCAGAGCCACAAAUGCGAAGGGCUCUUUUGAGGCUGGAAAUGGCCGGGCAGCCAAUGGAUUGGAUCAGGAUUUUAAUCCAGCGGGUAGCUUCUUCCCGCUCAAGAAGCUGUUCUUCCCGUGUCCUGUUGCUUGAGGAGGAUCCUGGAAUAAACCUGCAGGGUGUUGGCAUUUUGUGUGUUACACCAACCACAAACAUUUCUUAGUUUGGGAAGAUAUUUCUGAGGAUCAUCUUGGGGAAUAAAGGAACACGUUCUAAGCCUUUAGCUAGGAAGUGAAUUACGCACCGAGCCUAGUUUGGUCCCCCAAAACCAACAUUUUUCCUAAGAAUUCUCGAAAAGUCCCUGGAAUGCCAGCGGGGCAAGGGAAGACUCAGAAAGCACCAGCCUAAGGAGGUGAUAGGGUGUGUUUCUUACCUUCAGGGAAGACAAACCACCUUCUACCAGCUACAUUUUUUUAAAAAAUCCAUUAACUGAGAGAAGGUGGAAACCCGUUUCACUCCAUGAAGGGCCUUGAGUGGCGGCAAAAACCAGUAUUUGCAACAGCAAAGGCCCAUUUUAGCUGCUGCCAAUGGUUGAUAGGUAGCUAUGCUUUCCCCUUCUCAGGUUUAGUCAUCAUUUUCCUGGAUUGUGCUUGGGUUCAGAAUUCCUUGAAAUAAAAGGAUGAUG